AUGAAAGCCGCCGGCGCGAAGAAGUUCUGUUCGUCAAAGUUCUGCAUCAAGAAGGUACAAAAGAACAAUGACCUUCCUUUGGAUGUGCUUGGGAUUAUUUAUAGAAAACUAGAUUUAGGUGACCUCUUCAAAUUUGCUGGAGUAUGCAAGAGUUGGAGAAUAACUCAUAAACAUUAUUUGUCAAGUUUCAUGGAAAUUCAAUCACCAUUUAUUGUUGAAAUAACGUCAAAGGCUAAGAAAGUAUGUUCUUUCUAUAGCAUACCUGAUCUAAUGAUUUGUCGCUUGAUGAUGCCUUACUUUUCGGGAUAUUCCUAUUGUGCAUCUUCUAGUGGAUAUAUGAUAUUGGCAGGUAAAAAUACACUUUUACUGGUGAACCCAUUUACAAGAAAGGAACAAGUGAUCAGUACCUCUGCCAUUAAAGAUACAUUUGAUUCUUGGUCUUGUCGUGCCUUACUUGCUUUUGCCAAAGGUUCUGAGGAGUUUGUCAUUGUAAUUUCAUCGUGCAGAGAUUAUGACCAACUAUGGAGUUUGAACGUCUAUCAAUCUCGAAAUUCGUGUUGGGUUGGUUAUUCAAUCGGGAGUGAUCCAUGGAAAGGUUGUAGACUUUGUAGUUCUGCAUAA
This is a messenger RNA of Lotus japonicus, 621 nucleotides long. Its product is annotated as F-box protein At3g56470-like. Gene Ontology annotation, molecular function: protein binding. The transcript has a single exon. NCBI's taxonomy places the organism in Eukaryota, Viridiplantae, Streptophyta, Magnoliopsida, Fabales, Fabaceae. The coding region runs from base 1 to 621 and encodes 206 amino acids. The record is from RefSeq and is a predicted model, not a curated record.